Poeciliopsis prolifica (blackstripe livebearer) is the source of this 2978-nucleotide messenger RNA. It is a transcript of the gene lzts1, whose product is annotated as leucine zipper, putative tumor suppressor 1. Gene Ontology annotation, cellular component: dendritic spine. NCBI's taxonomy places the organism in Eukaryota, Metazoa, Chordata, Actinopteri, Cyprinodontiformes, Poeciliidae. Bases 362 to 2269 code for a protein of 635 amino acids. The record is from RefSeq and is a predicted model, not a curated record. Gene Ontology annotation, biological process: regulation of dendrite morphogenesis; regulation of synaptic plasticity. The transcript has 9 exons.
GCAGUGUGUGUAUGGAGGAAUGUGACAGUGUUCAGUGUAUGGAAGGUGAGCCGCUCCGAUUGUGACAUGCCAACUGCUACAACAGAGUGACGAGUUGACCAAGAGAGAACAUCAGCAAUAAAGGCAGAUAUCUCCUUCUUUCUUUCUUUUUUUCUUUUUCACAUUAGCUCUCCCAGUCCGCAUCCAGCUAAUGGGUGUUUGUCCAGAGUGGCAGCAGCACUGAUCGCUACUGUGAGGGCACACAGAUCAUAAUGGAGAUGAGGCCAAUAUCAGAAACUUCCUGGUGUCAUGAGACGUGUCACCCACACAGUUCUUUGUAAGUUUUCCAUCCGGACCUGUCAGCACCUGUGCUUGCAGGACCAUGGGUAGCGUCAGCAGCCUUAUUGCUGGAAACAGUCUGAACAACAAGCACUGCAAGGCUUCUGACUAUCGGUUAAAGGAGGGGACAAAUAUUCACAGGAAGAGUGGAGGGUGCAAUCUUGAUGGCUUACUGAAGUGUGGCUUUGCUCAGACUUCCACUCAUCACUCCAGAGGCCUCUCCCACUCUAGGUCAGGAAGAAGCGAAGACUUCUUUUACAUUAAGGUAAACCAUAAACCGAGGUCUACGCACCACAGAGAGAAAUCAUUGGAAGAUGUUGUGAGUAGAGACAAGGACUCUGAUGGACGAUCACAACCAAAACUGCUGUUCAUGCCAGGAAAAAUUUUAGAAAGGACUCCUGCUGAGAAAUCGCUCGUCCAGACCACCGCCUUCAAGUCGGUGAACACGACAGCUUCAUCCACUGAGGCUGGCCACGUCUUCUGUCCUAUGAGGAAAGCAAGCACUCUGAAUGUUGGACACAAACAAGACCCCUUAGGAACUCUCUCUGACUCUGGGCGUAACUCAAUGUCUAGCCUCCCUACCCACAGCACCAGUGGCAGUCUAAGAGCCUCCACAGGCCUUGUCAGUCAGAAUGAUGGGAGUUCAGCUCUGCUAAACAGCCUCUGCAAAGGACAACAACCCAAUUUUCCUCCAUGGGUCAAUGGAAAUAACGCAAACCUUGAAAGCAGUUACAGGGCUUGUUUAAGCAGCAGUGUGUUGGCGUCUAAGGCUAAUGAGGAUGCUGGCUCCCCACUGUCUGCAGACGAACCAAGAACUCUUUCAGAAACGGCAGGUGGGAUCCGGUCCCCCAUAACGACAGAUGAGUUGCUGAUUGAGCAUCUAGAACAGAGACUGCUGGAGAGGGAAAAUGAACUUCAGGAGCUGCAGGUGAGUUUAGAGUUGAAGGAGGCAGAAACGUGUCAUUUAUUUGAGGAGAGACAAAAGUUCUGCGCAGAGGAGAUGGACGGCCUAAAGCAGCGGUGCACCACGCAGCUGCGAGAAGUGUCUCAGAUGAAUGCAAAAACCCACCAGGCUCUUCAGCUGCAAGUUUGCUACCUCCAGAAAGAAAAUGGGAAGCUUCAGGAAGAUCUCUCGAAGCUGACGCAAGAGAAGGAACUCGUUGAACUCAGACUGAGGUCAUAUGAGAAAGAGAGCACCCAGCUGAUGCCAACACUCGAGGAAACCCAGUGGGAGGUGUGUCAGAAGUCAGGAGAAAUCUCUUUAUUGAAGCAGCAACUGAGGGACUGCCAAGCGGACGUGAGCCACAAGCUAAACGAGAUUGUAAGUCUCAAAGCAUCACUAAAGGAAAACACAGCAAAAGUGGAGAGGCUCGAGCAACAGAACAAGGACUAUGAAGACAAACUCCACUCAUGCACCAGAGAGGUUGAGGUGUGCCAAAAUGAACUUCAGCGCAAAAAAGUUGAGGCCAAUUUUCUGAGAGACAACGUCGGCAAACUGGAGCAAGACAUUCAGCAAGUCAAACAGGAUCUUGUUACAGCUGAAGAGCAGAAGCUGCAGAAAAGUAUUGAACUUAAAAAUCCAAUCCAGGAGUUAGACUCCCUUGACCAGGUACGUGGGUCAGAGAACAAGAAGUGCAUUUUCACCGGAUCGCUCCAAAGAGAAGUGGAGAGACUGAAGCAGGAGCUCAGAGAGGAGAAGAAUGCUCAGGAGAAACUGGUCUGCAGCUUUGAGCUGGAGAGGCAGACUUGGAACCAGGAGAAAGACAGGGUGAUCAAAUACCAGAAGCAGCUCCAGAUCAAUUACCUGCAGAUGCACAAGAAGAACAAAGACCUGGAGAGGAUCCUGAAAGAGCUGACAGCUGAGCUGGAGAGCCGAACUGAGCUGGGCUUGGACUUCAGAUACAGUGCAGGGUUACAAACUUAUGAGGAUGUCAUUGCCACAGAGAUUUGAGAGACGCAGCCAUUUGUAUCUUUUCUAAAAACACGAACACAGUUUGACACUUACUUCAAGCACUGACUUUUUUAUAUAUAGCUUAGCUUAUUUAUUCAAAUGUGGGUAUUAUAGAAUAAUCAAUACUACUGAAAAUAGUCAUUGAUUAUCACAUUGUUCUUACUUGUUUAAAAGUAAAUGAUAGAUUUUUAUGUUUAAAUUUGAUUGUUUUUCAUUAUCCUGUCCAACAACAACAAUUGUGGUUUUAAUUUGAUGUAAUGGUUCAGAGAAAGUGUUUAUAUGUUAACAGUAAUGUCUUAUAAAACAAUGGAGUCAUCAUGAUCAUUUUAAAUAUGUCCUUCUAUGACAGUAAGACAAGGUCUUCUGUUAUAAAUUAGCACUGAUUUUUCUUGAUCUGUCUGUCUCUGUAUAUUUCCACCAUUUUCUCUUUUAAGCAAAAAGUUAGAACUUUUCAAAUAAGCACACAUAUCUGCAAGUGCUUCCCUUUAUUUCACUGAUGUGCUGUAAACAGUAUUGACCUAAAAUACAUGUUGUAGUCACCUUUAACAAGUCAUGUGUUUUCAUCCUAAAAAUAAAAUACUCGCAUAUGGAAAAAACCCAGCACAUUUAAAAUAUAAUUCUCCCUCUUUAGCUCUUGUAAAAUGUAACUUUUCUUACAGCAUUUCUGUGUUUAGUAUAUUUAUCUUGCCAAUAAAGAUGGUUAUUUGUG